Molecule: messenger RNA, 528 nt
Organism: Kazachstania africana CBS 2517
Lineage: Eukaryota; Fungi; Ascomycota; Saccharomycetes; Saccharomycetales; Saccharomycetaceae
Gene: RTR2
Product: putative protein-serine/threonine phosphatase
Exons: 1
Coding region: 1-528 (175 amino acids)
Source: RefSeq, a predicted model, not a curated record
AUGACUUCUAUAUGUGACAUUAAUGAAUAUGUAAUGAAACCUCACCAAUUACACGAAAGACUGUCGAUCAAGGAAUGGGAACACAUAAAUAAUGAUAUUGUUAUUUUGCUUGCUAGCUCAUUUUGCCUUGACGAAAACACACUGAAAUAUGUCUGCAAAUUUAUUACGCUAGAUACAUACAGGAACCUAAUUCAUGCUAGAAAUAUAAAUGGGCGAUGUGCUUACCCAAUGUGUCAAUCACAUAUUAAUACCGCUAGUACUAUGAGCUAUAGUACAGUGGACAACAUAUCUCAAUAUUGCAACGAUUUUCACUUUGAUUGUUCGCAGUUUUUGCUCACCCAAAUCAAUAAAACUCCAUUAUACGAAAGAGUUGAUUUACAUAUGUUUAAAACCUACAAUACAGGGGAACAGCAAGAAAACCAUAAAAUUUCCGAUGUUACUUUACUGGAAGAACUUAUAAGAAAUAAGUCAACCGACAAUGAUAUUUUUGAUAUGUUGAAGGAGAUAACAGCCUUCCAAUUGAAAUAA